Etheostoma cragini (Arkansas darter) is the source of this 4051-nucleotide messenger RNA. Its product is annotated as TBC1 domain family member 10A-like. NCBI's taxonomy places the organism in Eukaryota, Metazoa, Chordata, Actinopteri, Perciformes, Percidae. The transcript is spliced from 9 exons. Bases 516 to 2024 code for a protein of 502 amino acids. The record is from RefSeq and is a predicted model, not a curated record.
UGACAUAAGACUUAACCAACACAGAACAAGGCUAAAAUCUGUCCAGCACACUCGGUAUGACAGAACAGCGGAGAUAGCGUUUGCGAAGUACAUGAUAAAGUAGUCUGUUUACCAGCUGACAUAGUUAAUGGCUAACUAUGAAAUACAAGCUAACGAUACAGCAGUAGUUUAUUGAAGGUAGGGUCAGCAACGUAGCUACUAGAAAUAGUUCAUGUGGCACUAGCAGUUAAGGCUAACUUUACGUUAGCAAUCUACGACUAGCUAGCUAAUGUUAGAUCUAAAUGUUCGUUUAAGUUUACAUAGUUAACGCACAAUAUAUUUGGUUGUAACGCUAGAUCACAUUCAAGUUAGAUUGAAAACAGUAGUUGGGAAGUUUAGCUAACUCGCGUCGAGAAAUCAUGGCGUCGACGCGGUUUAGUUCGACAACAUAUGCAGAGGUGCAGUUCUGACUUUGAGCUGUCAACAAGCUCGCUGACGUUAGCUAUCCUGGUUAGCCAGCUAGCUCUCUUGCUAUCAUGGCCAAAAUAGAGAACGGUCGUCAAUCAUUGGACACAAGGAGUAUCCGGACUAUCAGUAGCAGUCGCCUCGAGGAUGAGAGCUCUUUGGGAUCAGACUCCGAGAUCAACGGAUUCACCAGCGACAGACAAACUGAUAAAUAUGGAUUCAUUGGUGGGGCACAGCAGCACACGGAGGAGUCAGCCCAGGAUUUGCCCCCGGAGGUGCUCAGGCAAAGAGAGGUGAAGUGGCUCGACAUGCUCAGCCACUGGGACAAGUGGAUGAUCAAGAGAUUCAAUAAGGUAAGGCUGCGAUGCCAAAAAGGAAUUCCUCCUUCUCUCCGAGGCCGUGCGUGGCUCUUCUUGUCAGGGGGGAAGGUGAAGAAAGAGCAGAACCAAGGAAAGUUCCAGGAGCUGGAUAGCCAGCCUGGGGACCCCAAAUGGAUAGAUGUGAUUGAGAAAGACCUCCAUCGACAGUUUCCCUUCCAUGAGAUGUUUGUGUCACGGGGAGGACAUGGGCAGCAGGACCUGUUCCGUGUUCUUAAGGCCUACACUCUGUACAGACCAGAGGAGGGAUACUGCCAGGCUCAGGCUCCCAUCGCUGCUGUGCUGCUCAUGCACAUGCCUGCAGAGGAUGCCUUCUGGGGGCUGGUCCAAAUCUGUGAGAAGUACCUUCCUGGCUACUACAGUCCUGGCCUGGAAGCCAUACAGUUAGAUGGAGAGAUCCUGUUCGCUUUGCUGCGACGCGUCUCCCCGCUAGCCUUCCGCCAUCUGGAGAAACACAAGAUCGACCCCAUCCUCUACAUGACUGAAUGGUUUAUGUGUGCCUUCUCCAGGACGUUGCCCUGGGCCUCUGUGCUGCGUGUCUGGGACAUGUUCCUCUGUGACGGGGUGAAGAUAAUCUUGCGUGUGGGUUUGGUGCUGCUGAAGUGCAUGCUGGGGAGCCGGGAGAAGCUGAAGGCCUGCCAGGGGCAGUAUGAAACCAUGGAGCUUCUCAGGGCCAUAGAGCCUCGAUACAUGCAGGAGGGCUUCCUCGUCCGAGAGAUUCUGGAGGUGCCGGUUACAGCGCGAGACGUGGAAAGGGAGAAUCACACCCAGCUGAAGCGCUGGAAGAAGAACCGCGGAGAGCUGAAUUUCAAAUCCCCUCCGAGGAUGCACGGCGCUCGGAUCAUCAUGCUGGCCGAGCCGCCAAGACGCCAGGACCUCAAGCAGAACCCCACCAUUGUACUUGAUGUGCCGCAGCCCGCCCCGCAGCUGAAGGAGGAGAAGAAAAGCAAGAAGAAGAAGAGCAUAAAGAAGUCCCAGCCCGUUGCGGAGAUCCCUAAUCCUUACUCCCUUCCCAGCGACCCCCCACCUCCUCCACACUCGGAUCCACCAGCUCCACCUGCAGUCAGCAGCGAGACGCCACAGACUGAAACAGCCCCACUUCACCAGCAAGCACCUCCUACACACCUUCCCCCUGCCAAAGAAUCUGCUCUGCAGCAAUCCACACAAAGCCUUAGCAGCACAGAUCAGGAUACAUACCUGUAGGUGUGUGUGCGUGCGUACGUGCGUGUGUGUGUCUGUUUGUAGCACCAGCACCCUUAGGCCAAUGACCAGCCAGCCUUGCAAAGGUCUAUUAUUCCAUUGUUCAACUGAUUAGUGUUAAUUUGAUUAAUUUUAGACACCGUUUGCCUAUAUUAUUGGUAUACACUAGUGCACCAUUGCUAGGUGUAAACUUGCUUUGAUGCUUGUGCCAUUUCUCCACGUGAAGCUGAUGUUACCUCCUGUUGAUGCUUGAUGCUCUUAUUCAGAACAUAAGUCUUAGUAUUCUGUUUGCCAGGGAGACAUGUUACUGAGUUAUUGGGAGCGAAGCCAUUUCUUCAGAGCAUUGUGGUUCCAAGGUUUGAAUGGGACUAAGAGAACAAUGAGGUGCAACAGCGUAUUCAGUUUUUCUGUACAUUUCCACUCGUAUUCAACACUAUUCAGUUCUUGGGUAAUAAUGUGCAGCAGUGGAUGUAAAAGUCCAAACUCCAAGCUUUUUGAACUUAAGCCAUUAUAGUUCAUGGGGGGUUUUGUUCACUAGAGGGCAGCCUGGCAGAGGUUUAUGCUAUGACACUCCCUGUUAGAAAUGCAGAUCACAGCAUGGACGGGAUUCCUUCAAUUUUGGGAGGUAUUAGUCUGAGCUUACGUUUUUUUGUCCUUCCAGUAAAGAUACUUGUGCAUAGCAUGUUUUAUAUUGUUAAAUUUUAAUAGAAAAUCUUCUUUCCUGAGAUUGAGUCCCACCACACAGUUCAUCCAAGUCUUUUCCUACAAGUUCUAUUUAUUUAAAGACCAGUUUAAACAUGAAAUGUGUUGUACGUGCAUGCUCUGCUAGUGUACAAAAGCUCUUUUUUUCUGAGUCUAUUGAAUUGAAUAUUCACUGUGCCAGGCACUUCCAGACACUUUAGUGCAGCAGUAAUUCAUGUUGUUCGGGCAGAGAGGAGAACACUGGACAUUCCUAACUGUAUGACACAUUCCUGCCUUGUUAAAAGCGUAUUGCUCUAAAAGCUGUCUCAUACCAAUUGCAAAUCUGUAUAAUGUAUGUAUUUGUGCAUGUGUUUGCUGGAACAUCUUGGACAGUGAGUGAGUGCAAAUCACCUAACGGUGCUGACCUUUCUCCUUGGCUUUGCUCAAAUAUCCAACUGGAGCCAAGAAAUAUUUUUGCUAGAAUUUCCAAAGCAGAUCCAGACUGUUGCUGUUGCUUUAUGAGAUGACCUCCGACCGCUACCUGUGACCAGGCGUAUUCUGUUAGUACAGUCAAGAGGGAUUAAGUGAUUUCAAGAUUUCUUUGGGAUAUUUCUUUUUGCAUUUCUCUGUUGAAAAUCUGGCUCAUUUCGUUGGGAGAUAUGUAGACAUGCAGCAGUUGCAAGCCUUUUUUUCUUUAAAACAUAUUGGACAAUCUUUUUUUUUUUUUUUACAGUCAAAUCUAUUUUUUAACUUUCAUCACGAUAAAAUGAUAAAUGAUAAAAGGUAAAGGGAGUUUUGACAAGCAUAAGCACACGUGUAAGAUGUGUUUGUGUAUAUUAGUAAUAUAAAAAAGUCUGCUAAAAGAUGCAUCUGUUGAGUCAGUUAUGAAAAGCAAUGAUGUUUAAAAGAAUAACACAUUUUUAAGCAGCCACUUACCAGUAUGCAAUAGUCUUUUAGUAGCUUAUAUUAAACACCUCACAUUUCGCUGAUGUUAUAUUUUAAUUUAAUGCUCAUUGUGUAGAUACAACAUGUAAAAUAACAGUUUGUUUUGUAUUGAAAUCUAUUUUCAAUGUAUGCUAUAUUUUAUUGAGCAGUUACAGAAACUGCAGAGGAGACAUCAUUGAAAGUAUCGGACAGUAUACCUUAAAUCAACAUUCGUAACACUAGAAACAUCUGAAAUUUGAUAACUUUUGGAAGUGAAAAUGUUUUUUUGUACUCUUAAGACGGACUGGUAUUAUUUUACCAUUCACAUUAGGGUUGUAAAAGAGAUGUUUAAGAACCAAGGGGAAGUAUGCAUCAUCAUGAGUUUCCAUUUUGCAAAUAAAUUUGUGUUUAAAGCCAACUUAAAA